GUGUUGGGAUUGCGUAGAUCUAAGGCCCCCCCUUUUUGGAGGAAAGCUUUUCUUAUUCAAAACAGCAUCACAAUGGGCUUCACAUUGAGCCUUGCCACAUCCCCAUCUGAGUAGCAGCCAUUCAUCAGGCUGGCUGGCCUAUCAAUGACAUUUCUCCCAUCAGGGCUUCUAUAAAAUGAUGCUUUUUCCCAUGAAACAUCCGCAAACAUUUUGACGGGUCUGGCUUUGCCCCGCUGGAUUACGGAGUGUCCCUCUCUCCCGCUCUACACCCCCCCUCCCCAACUAUCUGCCUCUGUCCUCUCUCCCCACCCCCUCGCCGCCACCCUGCUCCCUCUCCCCUGCGUAUCUCUGAGACAGGGGCUCUGCACAGCCCGGGACCUUGGGGCUCCCGUCCGUCCAUGGGAAGAGCAUGCAUUGCGGGUUGCUGGAGGAACCCGAUAUGGACUCCACAGAGAGUUGGAUUGAACGAUGUCUCAAUGAAAGUGAAAACAAACGUUAUUCCAGUCACACCUCUCUGGGGAAUGUUUCUAAUGAUGAAAAUGAGGAAAAAGAAAAUAAUAGAGCAUCAAAACCGCAUUCAACUCCAGCUACACUGCAAUGUUCUCUCUGUUUGAUAUUUGCUUUUUAAGGCUGGAGGAGAAUUAUGAGAUUGCAGAAGGUGUUUGCAUUCCUCGAAGUGCUCUCUACAUGCAUUACUUGGACUUCUGUGAGAAAAACGACACACAACCUGUUAAUGCUGCCAGUUUUGGGAAGAUAAUAAGACAACAGUUUCCACAACUAACGACAAGAAGACUCGGAACCAGAGGCCAAUCAAAGUACCAUUAUUAUGGGAUUGCAGUGAAAGAAAACUCCCAGUAUUAUGAUGUGAUGUAUUCUAAAAAAGGAGCAGCCUGGGUCAAUGAGACGGGAAAAAAAGAAGUAACCAAACAGACAGUGGCGUAUUCACCACGAUCCAAACUGGGAACAUUGCUGCCAGAGUUUCCAAAUGUCAAAGAUCUAAAUCUGCCAGCCAGUCUGCCAGAGGAGAAGGUUUCUACCUUUAUUAUGAUGUAUAGGACUCACUGUCAGAGGAUACUAGACACUGUAAUAAGAGCAAACUUUGAUGAGGUUCAAAGUUUUCUCCUGCACUUUUGGCAAGGGAUGCCUCCUCAUAUGCUGCCCGUACUGGGUUCUUCAACUGUAGUGAAUAUAGUGGGAGUUUGUGACUCAAUUCUGUACAAGGCAAUUUCUGGAGUUUUGAUGCCAACGGUACUACAAGCCUUACCUGACAGUUUGACGCAGGUGAUCCGAAAGUUUGCAAAGCAACUGGAUGAAUGGCUGAAAGUAGCUCUCCAUGAUUUACCAGAAAACCUACGAAAUAUCAAAUUUGAAUUGUCCAGAAGAUUCUCACAAAUACUACGGCGACAGACAUCACUAAAUCAUCUCUGCCAAGCAUCAAGAACAGUGAUCCACAGUGCAGACAUCACAUUUCAAAUGCUGGAGGACUGGAGGAAUGUGGAUCUGAAUAGCAUUACCAAACAAACCCUCUAUACUAUGGAGGACUCACGGGAGGAACACAGAAAACUCAUCAUACAAUUGUAUCAGGAGUUUGAUCACCUUUUGGAGGAGCAGUCCCCCAUUGAGUCAUACAUCGAGUGGCUGGAUUCCAUGGUGGACAGAUGUGUUGUAAAGGUAGCUGCCAAGAGACAAGGCUCUUUGAAGAAAGUAGCUCAGCAGUUUCUCCUGAUGUGGUCCUGUUUUGGCACUCGAGUGAUCCGGGACAUGACUUUGCACAGUGCACCCAGCUUUGGGUCUUUUCACCUUAUUCACUUGAUGUUUGAUGACUACGUAUUGUACCUGCUAGAAUCACUCCAUUGUCAGGAGAAAGCAAAUGAGCUAAUGAGGGCAAUGAAGGGAGAAGGAAGCACAGCAGAAAUACGAGAAGAAAUUAUUCUCAGUGAACCAGCUGCUCCAACUCCCUCCCCAGCACCAUUCUCCCCAGCUAAAUCUGCCACCUCCGUGGAAGUGCCCUCUGCCCCAUCACCUGUCAACAACCAGUCCCCAGAGUAUGGUGGCAUAACAGCUACUACAGGGGCUAUGCAAUCCUACACAUGGUCGCUCACCUACACUGUGACAACAGCUGCUGGGUCACCUGCUGAGAAUUCCCAACAGCUGCCCUGCAUGAGGAGCCCACACGUACCUUCAUCAUCUGUCACACACCGGAUACCUGUUUAUCCCCACAGAGAAGAACAUGGAUACACAGGAAGUUACAACUAUGGUAGCUAUAGCAACCAGCAUCCCCAUCCAAUGCAGAGUCAGUAUCCAUCCUUACCACAUGAUACUGCUAUUUCUGGACCACUUCACUACUCAGCUUACCAUAGAAGCUCUUCACAGUACCCCUUCAGUGGCCCAACAUCAAGAAUGGAGCCCUGUUUGAUGAGCAGUACUCCCAGGCUGCAUACCACACCAGUGACUCCACGCUGGCCAGAGGUCCCAGCUGCCAACUCCUGCUACACAAGCUCCUCCAUGCACUCCACGAGAUACGGCAAUUCCAGUGACAUGUAUGCGCCCUUGACAACACGCAGGAAUUCUGAGUACGAGCACAUGCAACACUUUCCAGGCUUUGCAUACAUCAAUGGGGAAGCCACUACAGGUUGGGCUAAAUAAAGAUGACUGGUAUCAGCUGAGCCCACACACUUACAAGAGUUACAAAAGCUUCAUGCCAUGUGGGACUUUUUGUGGAUGUUCUUCAAGGAAGGUGAAAAUGGAAAAUAUCCUGGGCAGAUAAAUAUAGUUCCUAACAUGGGCAGAUUGCAGACCACUAUGACCGAAUGCUCCUGUAGCUGAAAAAUACUUUUGUGCUGUUCUAGACCACUUUUUGGGCCGAUCGGUGCCUUUUUUAAUUCUGGGAGAACCCUGUGUGCUCUAAGUUUGAGUGAGCCAGUUUUACCCCCUCUCUUAUUGACAAACAUUAAUGAGUCUUACAAAAAAUGUACUGAAACAGGAGCUAUUUAUAAUUUGAAUUAAAGACAGGAAAUUUGCCCUCAGCAAAACUCCGUCAUCUGUUCUUUUAAGCUCUUAAUGCAUUCCUUAAAAACCAUUCUGCCAAGUCAUCACUUACUCAUAUCAAUUCUUCUAUCUGGUUCCUUAAAAGGACAUGUGUUGCUGUAGGUUUUAGUUUACACCUAACUUUGUACAUUGAUGCACCUUUCUGUUGAUCUAGUAAGUCUGAUCUUUACAAAAGAGAAGAAAAGACAUGUAGCAUUGAAUUAUACACUGCCUUAAGUUGACUGUUGUUCUUAUUAUAUAUGUAUUUGUGUUGAGUUUGCACAAUCUGGAAAAAUCUAACUUCUCUGGUUAGUAAUGACAAGGUAAGAAGGGACUUGGGACUGGGAAGAUUUUGGAUUCAGAGCCACGUAUGUUAAAUAUGAUGAUAUGAAGCAAUUAUAUAAAGAAAAUGACAAUGCAAACAUGAUUAUUUGCUUAAUUAUCUAUUGUCAGAUAUGAAACUGUUCUCUCAAUUCCUUCACGUGGUGAUAAUUCUCUAUACGUCUAUAAAAGCAAAAUUCAAAGCUGUGCCUUUGAAGUUAUUCUGUACUGUGUAUGUGUGGAAAAAUGUAUUGUAUUUUGGGGAGAAUUUUUCUUAGACAUUUUCCUUCAGAUUUGUAGCUAUUUGUGAGUUUUUGUUAGUUUUUAUUAACAUAGCUUUUUCUUCUGUAUUAUAAAAUGCACCAAGCAAUUAUGGUGGACCUAUUACCCUAUGGGUAAGAAAUAAAUAAAUGGAAAUAUGACAACAGGCAUUUUAGUAGUUGUUUUGUAAAUGAAAUCUUUGAUAGCACCCAGUGUGACAAUAACCAUGUUUAUGUCUAAAAUGGACAUAAGUGUUAUUUGUACAGUUGUGCAAGGUAUAUGAGGGAUUUUCACACCCAAAUAAAGUUCUUGAAAAUAAAUAGAUUCCAGUUAAAUUUACUUAAAUACAAAAAUUUCUACAAGCUCCAGACCUUCAAAAAAUGUUAGACGUCAUCAUGCUUUUAUUCAAGGAAGGACUUGAGAACAGGUACAAUUCAUGGCAAAUGGGUGAUGCACCUCCACUUGCCUGAUGGACUGGUGAUCAUGA
Molecule: messenger RNA, 4096 nt
Organism: Camarhynchus parvulus
Lineage: Eukaryota; Metazoa; Chordata; Aves; Passeriformes; Thraupidae
Gene: RFX4
Product: regulatory factor X4
Exons: 18
Coding region: 598-2646 (682 amino acids)
Biological process (GO): regulation of transcription by RNA polymerase II
Molecular function (GO): DNA-binding transcription factor activity, RNA polymerase II-specific; RNA polymerase II cis-regulatory region sequence-specific DNA binding
Source: RefSeq, a predicted model, not a curated record